Molecule: messenger RNA, 3139 nt
Organism: Oryza sativa Japonica Group (Japanese rice)
Lineage: Eukaryota; Viridiplantae; Streptophyta; Magnoliopsida; Poales; Poaceae
Source: RefSeq, a predicted model, not a curated record
CCGAAACCCCGACUCCCCGCCGCCGCCGCCGGUGAUGGGGAUCUCCGAGUCCGAUGAGCUCCGGGCAUUCGAGGCCACCGGAAUCUACCGUCUCGCCGAAUCCGGCGCUGCUUUCCUCGACCCCGUCCGCAUCCUCAACGCGUCCUACCGCCGCUUCCGCCUCGUCCCUUCUGCGUACUACUCCCGAAGCUUCGGCACGUCGCGUCAGGGAGGCGAAGCGGAAACCGAACGAACUGGGGAGGCGUCUCCAGAACGGAAGAAGCGGAAGCGGAAGCGGCAGCGGCAGCCGAAGCCCAGGGAACUGAACGAAGUGGAGCGGAUGGCAGAAGCUCGGCACCAGGAAGCAAGGCCUUUGCUAUCGAGCGCACACAAAUCACUGCUUAAGGCUAAAGAUCUACUGGAGUUCCUUCCGAGGAUGAUCAAGGAAGAUGUGCGCAUGCUUGAUGUGGAAAGUAAUUUGGAGAAGAAUCUUGUUGAACUUGGGAGCUCAUGGCGAGCGCCUUUAUGUGAGAUGACUCUUUGCUUUCAGAAGUCUUCUGGUGAGGAUAGUGAGGAAGGUAUCUGCCAUAAGACAUCCACUCCACUGUUUAAUAGUACAAUCAGUAUCGAAGAAAAUGAUGACGCAGAAGGAGAAUUUCAGGAUAGACGUUAUAUUUUACCAAGACGAUGUUGUUUCUUGAUGACUGACCUCAAACAUGUCCGUGGUCUAAUUCCUGAUAAUUACAAUCAAGGUUACAACCUUAUAGUUGUUGAUCCACCUUGGGAGAAUGGAUGUGUUCGUCAGAAAGUAGCGUACCCUACACUUCCCAACAGACAUUUCUUGUACCUUCCAGUACAAGAACUUGCCCAUCCAGCUGGAGCUCUUCUAGUUUUGUGGAUUACAAAUCGGGAGAAACUUUGGAAGUUUGUUGAGGAGGAGUUAUUUCCUGCUUGGGGAGUGAAAGAUCAUACUGUGUUCUAUUGGCUGAAGGUGAAGCCAGAUGGUUCGCUGAUUGGCAAUCUAGACUUGCUCCAUCACAGGCCUUAUGAGUGCCUCCUUGUUGGCUACAUAAAUCUUAACAAAGAGGCCGUACGAGGUUCAAAAUUCAAGUUUUUGGAAGAAAGGCGGGUAAUUAUGAGUGUACCAGGUGCUCACUCAAGGAAACCUCCCCUCCAGAAAUUACUUUCAGAAUAUAUACCAGGUCCUAAACCUGCAAGGUGCAUUGAGCUUUUUGCCAGAGAGUUGGUUUCUGGUUGGACCUCUUGGGGAAAUGAGCCACUCCGUUUUCAGGAUGCAAUGUACUUUUUUAAUAAGCAAGAGCAUGAUGUGCACAGUUAUGACGAAGACCACAAGCUGAACUCGUGGAAUACAGUUGCUGCGCUGCAGUUUGACCUCUCAGAUUUAGCCCCUAUUCUGGAUUUGGAUCCAUCCUGUACCAAACAUUCCCGUGUCAAUUGGUACAAAAUCUUGAUAGAAUAUAAUGGUGUCUAUGGCCAAGGCUAUUUCUCGUGUCACUCUCUUCUUGACGUACACAGCCUUUGCCAUUCUCAUUGGAGGAGUGCAUCUGCAGAAUGUGCGUGUCGAGCAGCAGAAUGGAGAAGCAGCAGCAUCAGCUCUAUGCCUCUACGUGUGGCAACGCUUGUGCGUAACGGCACGAGGCGUUGGACCCAAGGCACCAAAUCCCCUUAUCCCUCGUCGUGCCGAGGCCGUUGCACCCGCCGCCGACCGCGACGUCCAGCCCGACGCGACCGACCUUGCCGACGAGGCGACGACGCCGUAAAUCCAAAUGACGCAUCUGCCCCUGCCAGAGCGUUCGGGAUUUGCAGGCAGGGGCAGUUCCGUCCUCUCACAGACGUUUCAAAAAAUCCUUAUUACGAGCCGAUCAUCCCCGCGCCUGCUCCAAAUCACUGCAAUUGCAGAGCUCAAAGGCUUGCUUCCGAGAUGCCAGGCCUAAGGCCCGAGUCUCCGGCAAUCCCAUCGCCAGAGCUCCGCCGUGUCCGGACGUCGUUCACCGGAGCUUCUUCCUGGGUAGCCACGACUGCCAUGGGUAAGGUGGUACGAUCAGCCAAUGCGCCGGUCGAGCCGAAGGCGAAGGUAGAGGAUGUGGAGAAGCAGAGGAGGAGGGGUAAGGGAGGUUGCAAUGGGACCGUCUCGUCGGCGAGGUGUAGGAGCCCACCGCCGUCUCCUGUCAGCCCGGAGCUGGGGAAGACGAGGUGUUCAUGGAUCACAGUCAACUCUGAACCCCUUUAUGUUGCUUUCCAUGAUGAAGAAUGGGGAGUUCCAGUUCAUGAUGACCAGAAGCUGUUUGAGCUGCUUACCUUAUCACAAGCCUUAGCUGAAAUCACCUGGCCUAUCAUUCUGAACAAGAGGGACGAAUUCAGGGAGAUGUUUGAUGGUUUCAACUAUGCAUCAGUGUCUGAGUUCACGGACAAGAAGAUAAACCUUUUGUCGAAAUCAAAUGGAAACAUGCUACUUUCGGAGCAAAAGAUACGGGCUGUUGUAACAAAUGCCAAGCAAAUGCAUAAGGUAAUCCAGGAUUUCGGAUCGUUCAGCAACUACUGUUGGAGCUUCGUAAAACACAAACCCGUCAAAAGCAACUUCCGCUAUGCUCGCCAAGUACCUAUCAAGACGCCCAAAUCUGAGGCCAUAAGCAAGGGCCUGAUGCGACGAGGCUUCCAAUGCGUUGGCCCUACGACAAUCUACUCCUUCAUGCAGGUUUCUGGCAUCGUUAACGACCAUCUGUCAUGCUGCUUCAGGUUUCAGGAUUGCAGAGAUAUCAAAAGGAACCUGAGAGCUGAGCCAGGAUUGAUAGAAAGAAGGUUGAACUCACCGCCUUCCUCAGAAGACUCUGAAACUAGCAGGGAGGCGUGACUGGUGCUCACUACUGAACUUAUUAACCUGAAUUACAUCGGUAUUCAAGAACGUAACUAUAUGAUUCUUUGCUGGUUUGUCCUCAUUGGGUGAUUAUUUUGUGUUGUAUGUUGUAGCCAUGACAGUUUGAGCUAUGCAUUUUAUGUUGUCACUCCUUGAGCAAUGUAUAUUGUAUAGGUUGUUGUACAGAUCGUUUGACGAAACAGUGCGGUAUAGUUUGUUUGGGGACUUGACUUGUAACAUACCUGUAUAUUAUAUAAACUAGCAUUGGAUGGUUUUGAUGUAUCA